CUACUCCAGACGAAUCCCGUCUCCUAAAUGAUGUUGGUUUAAGGCUACAACCAGACAAGCGCCCAAACCGGCCGGAGGGUUCUGAAUUCGGUAGACAGAGAGACAGAGAGACACUGCGCGACAGAGAGAGACAGAGAGAGAGAGAGAGAGAGGAAAGGGAGAUAGUCAAUGGCAUUAUUAAAGGAGGGGUGGACGCUGUUGAUCCUUGACGUCAUGCUGUGGAAUGGAACGGUGGGAGUGACUUUAGUGCUCGUGCUGCAGCAGCAGGCGGAGAGAGAGACAGAAUGACGGCAGGCGGAUGAGAGGAGCACAGACUCCGUCUGGCGGGCAUGUUUAUCACACAGGGAAAAUAAAAACACGAAACACACAGAGACACAAAGGACCAGUGGGGAUUAAACAAAUAAUGACGGGAGACAGUGACUUAAAAUACACGUAACCGGUGUUCCCUCCAUCAUGUCUGCCGGUGAAACGAUGGAUUAAAGAGUAGAGCCGUUGUGUGUGUGAUGUCAGACACAAGCAUGCCUCAGAAAGGGCAUCUAACAACCCCACUGUGAUCAGAUAGAAAUGACAGUGUGAAGGCUGGCGUCCACUAAGGUGACCGUAGCGGCCUGGGCAGCCCGCCCACAUGAUCACAUGACUCUGGACAUGGACGCCGUCCUGUCGGACUUCGUCAGGUCCACUGGGGCGGAGCCCGGGCUGGCCAGAGAUCUGCUGGAAGGUAAGAACUGGGACCUGAGCGCUGCUCUCAGUGACUAUGAGCAGCUAAGACAAGUACACACUGUCAACCUGCCCACUGUCUUCAACGAGGGCCGUUACUACCGGCAACCGGACCAUGACACCCCCCAGCACCUCAGCAAGGUGGAGCGGCCCGGUGUCCAGAGACAGGAGGACAACAUGCAAGAGAAGCGCCUGUCUCGGGGCAUCUCCCAUGCCAGCUCUGCCAUCGUGUCGUUGGCACGGUUCCACGUGGCCAGUGAGUGUAUCAGUGAGCAGUUCCCUCUGGAGAUGCCCAUCUACACCUUCCAGCUGCCUGACCUCAGCGUCUACAGUGAAGACUUCAGGACCUUUAUAGAGAAGGACCUCAUCGAACAGUCUACCAUGAUGGCCCUGGAACAGGCUGGUCGUCUGAACUGGUGGGCCACUAUUUGUACCAGUUGUAAGCGUCUUCUUCCUUUGGCCACCACGGGGGACGGCAACUGUCUGCUACAUGCUGCUUCUUUAGGGAUGUGGGGCUUCCACGACAGAGACCUGGUGUUGAGGAAGUCUCUGUAUGGCAUGAUGAAGAGUGGAGCGGAGAGAGAGGCUCUGAAGAGGAGGUGGCGGUGGCAGCAGACACAACAGAACAAAGAGUCAGGGCUGGUGUACACGGAGGAGGAAUGGGAGAGAGAAUGGAACGAGCUGCUGAAACUAGCUUCUAGUGAACCACGUACACACAGCAGCAAGAACAACAACAAUACUGUAGGGGUGGAUAACUCAGAGGACCCUGUGUAUGAGAGUCUGGAGGAGUUUCAUGUGUUUGUCUUGGCUCACGUGCUGCGUCGACCAAUCAUAGUGGUGGCUGACACCAUGCUACGGGACUCAGGGGGAGAGGCAUUUGCCCCCAUCCCGUUUGGAGGGCUGUACCUGCCCCUGGAGGUGCCUCCUAACCUGUGCCACUGCUCCCCCCUGGUCCUAGCUUACGACCAGGCACACUUCUCUGCCCUGGUGUCCAUGGAGCAGAAGGACCAGCACCAAGAACAAGCUGUGAUCCCGCUGACCGACUCAGAACACAAGCUGCUAUCUCUCCACUUCGCUACGGACCCUGGGAAGGACUGGGAGUGGAGCCGAGACCACAACGACAACAUCAAGCUAGCCAAUUUAAUCCUGUCUCUGGAAGCCAAACUGAACCUGCUGCAUAACUACAUGAACGUAACAUGGAUCAGGAUACCAACUGAGACCAGGGCUCCCCUGGCCCAGCCGGAGUCUCCCACGGCGUCCCACGGGGGCGACGACGUCCAGUCUCUAGCCGACUCCAUGGACUCCGACCGAGACUCCGUCUGCAGCAACUCCAACGUCAACAACGGCAAGGUCUCCGCGAAGGACAAGGAUCCCAAGGAGAAGACGGAGAGGCAGCAACAGGGUAAAGACAAGGACAAGACCAGGACGGACUCUGUGGCCAACAAGCUAGGCAGCUUCAGUAAAACCCUGGGUAUCAAGCUGAAGAAGAACAUGGGAGGUCUGGGAGGGCUGGUCCACGGAAAGAUCAACCGCUCCAACUCUGGAGGCAACGGCCGGAACAACGGAGGAGGAGGGGGGGGCGGCAACGGAGGAGGGGGGGGCGGCGGCAACGGAGGAGGGACAGAGAAUAACGUAGACAAGAAGAAGGAGAAAAAGGAAGGAAAAGCCCGGAAGGAUGGAGGAGGAGGAGAGAAGGAGGGCCAGUCUGCGAGUACGUCGUUCUCCUCGGACAAGACCACCAGCCCGUCUCCCACCGAGCGUCCCGCAGGCGUGCCCUCUCCUCCUGGGGAACGGGACAGGGACAGGGGGGGUCUCCUGGCCCGGCUGGUGGGCGAUAAGGCCCUGUCGGAGCACUGGAAGUACAGCACAGACGUCAAGCUGAGCCUCAACAUACUGAGAGCCGCCAUGCAGGGCGAGAGGAAGUUCAUCUUCGCCGGCCUUCUCCUCACCUCCCAUCGCCACCAGUUCCACGAGGAGAUGAUCUCCUUCUACCUGACCUCCGCUCAGGAGCGCUUCUCUGCCGAGCAGGAGACCAGGAGGAAGGAAGGAGAGAAGAAACCUGCAGCAAACUCUACGACCAACGGGCCCUCCAACGCCCUGAAGAAACCAGAGCAGGAGAGCGCCCCUCACCGGGAGAGAGAGAGGGAGAAGGAAAGAGAGAGAGAAAAGGAGAGGGAGAGAGAGAGGGAGAGAGAGAGAGAAAGGGAGAGAGAGAGGGAGAGAGAGAGAGAAAGGGAGAGAGAGAGGGAGCGAGACACCCGCACCCCUCCUCCUCCUCCUCCCUCCUGCCCUCCUCCUCCUACUCCCCUUCCCCAGGACUUCAUCUCUUCCCCAGCCAGACACCACCAAAGCCAUACCCCUCACACCCCCCCACAGAUUGCCCUGAAGAUGCAGGGCCGCCACAGCCCCUCCCCCAACUCCUCACCCAGCAACGGUGCUACCAGGAGACCGGGGUCCGUCCCCCCUGUCCCCAGGCCCGUCCCAACUACAGUCCCAGUGUCAGCCCACUACAGCCAUACCCCUCCCAUCCAGAGGUCCAGUAUCAUCCACCUGAGAGACGUCAACCUCCAGGCCCUCCAGGCACCCAGCUUCCAGCCGGACGACCCCCAGCCCAGCUACAAGCCUGCUCUGGUGGGCACCCUGAAGACCUGUGCCACUUACCCCCAGCAGAACCGCUCUCUGUCCUCCCAGAGCUACUCUCCAGCCCGCCUGUCUGGGGUCCGUUUGGGCACCGGGGUCAACCACACCCACCCGGGGGUCCCAGGCACCACGGAGCCCUACAACAUGCCUGGGGAGCACAAGUCCCAUACCUAUACCAACGGCUUCAACGCUAGCCACAUACAGGACUGUCUGGAGUUCGCCGACGCCGACUUGCCUCAGACCUGGGGGAGCAGUAGGGUCACCAGGACGGGUUCGGGGUCCGACAAGGUCAAAGGUCAGAUCGGUAGCGCCGGUGGGGGUUGCCUGGUGUACUGCCUGCAGCAGAGGAGAUGCAAGAGGGAGAAGUGCUCCUUCUACGGGCGGCCGGAGACAGAUAACUACUGUUCCUACUGCUUCAAGGAGGAUCUGAAACACAAGGAGAGGGAGGCCAAGGCCCUCAGUAGGCCUGGGUAGCCCCUGGUACCGCGCCAGCCAGAGGUGCUGCUACUCUAUAGCCUGGUGUACUAUCUAUCGCACGACAGGUACAGCAAACCCCAGCUGCUGACAACGCAACACAACAGACAGACAGACAGAACUGUGUCCAUAGAGAAGGCGAUAGAACAGGUUCUACUCAAUAGACUGUCUGUGGACGUUGGGACAUCCAGACAGACAGACAGACAGACAAACAGACAGACACGCUCAGAGCCAGUUGAUCGCCUGCUCUGUUUAAAACAUUUGAUUCCUGUCACUUCUCCUGUCUCAGUGUACAGUACAGUAGGCUACUGUAAAGGACACAGCUACUUGAUGACGAGCGGGGUAGAUCUCUGUCCACUUAACAUCUUUGGCCAGCAGGAAUUUAGAACUUUUGUUCGUUAAAAAAAAUUGGGUUCAACUUCAAUUUUUGGUUCGUUUUAUGGAGAAAUGUCUUGUGUUUUUGGCCCACAACUUGAAAGGCAAACUAAGAUAUCAUUUCAGGCAAAUACAGUACACAUAAAAAUAGCAAUUACAUUUUGUUGUGCAGUGGUUCAACACGUAAACUUAAAUCUAACAUCUAACUAAAACCGGACUGUUUUGAUCUUAAUUAAAAUCUUCAACCAACUUUUAAAAAACAAACUUCUCAAAGCAAUACGUUAGUACCUUCAACGUUGUUAAUUUUGUUGUUUUUUAAUCAAUAAUUGUCCUAAUGGCAACUCACUGUGAACCCUUUCUGUUGUCUCUGCACUCAUGUUGGCUUCAGUAGAGAGUUGAAAUCCUCUGCUGCAGCUGAACGACAAUAGACAACAACAGGCCGGAUAUUCAGUCAACUGCAAACAAACCCACACUAAGGAAAAUAGCCGUUCCGUAAGUUAAAUUUGCCGUGCGCCCUCACAUUGAUUACCCGGGUAUAAACGAAACAACAACAAAAUCAAAUUGGUUUUAAUGAAUCGUGCUCCUUGUCACAGCGAGGGCCAGGGAUACUGUUUCAGUGCUAGUUUGAUUGGUCUGCCUCAAACAAAAUGUUUUAUUUAAUGUUUUCCUCUGCAUUCUACACGUCUUCGAUAAACCCGAAUGUGUUUUCAUCAGCAGUUGAUUAUCUUGGUUGUUAUUUUACAGGUGCUGUGUGGUGUUGCUACCAUUAGGUUUUCCCACAUUGGAAUGUCUUAACUGUCAUUACAACGACAAAAGAACAUGGAAUCUCCUGGCCAAAGAUGUUAAAUAUAUAUAGAGAGAGAGAGAGAACGGCUCUUCGAAACACUCCUGAAUUAUAAUGCAGUUUGGGAUCCUUUUUAUGUACCUGAUUCAUGGACUCUCACCAUUUAAAAAUGUAAAAAUAUGAUUUUUGUAUAUUCAUUUGAGAGUUUUACACAACUUAAAUUAUUAAUUUGCACAUUAGAUACCAAUGUACAGUACAUAGCAAAAAUGAGGAACAAAAUAAGAUUAGUAUAUUGUGUAAAAAACAAAUUUAAAUAAUCAGUUUGUGUGUUUUUGUGUAUAAGAGAAUGUGAUGACGGGGAAUUUACAAGCCAAGGCUUUACAAGUGUUAUAGAGAAAAAUAUUUUUAUAUGAUUUUCACAAAAUGCCAUGAAGCAAUAUUUCACUUUUUUUUUUCUUAUGGAAACCGUUUGUCACUUUGGUAAGUUACUUUAAGUGCACGGACAUUAGGUGGCGGCGGUGGUGGGGGGGAGGGGCCGAACGCCAAGCGUCGGUUGGUCGAGGGUUGGACCGACAUCAUAUCAAGGGAAAAUGAUCUGUCGUAUUGUCAUGAUUGUCUCAAUCGAUCUGACAUUGAAGGGCUGGUUGGUUUUAAAACGGGUUGAUAGAUCGUCGAUAUAUAUAUAUAUAUAUAUAUAUAUGUAUACACACAACAUCCUUCAGGCAUCACCACAUUUACGAGACUCUACGGGCAUAUGUUACACCCUAUCCUGGUUGGUCCACUGGGCUGCGUAUUGCCGACAAAACUGUAACACGUAGUUAACCAGACGUUUUACAUGUGAAGAGGGGAUAUUUCCUAGUUCCUGGUUCAGCACGAGUCAUCGGAAGUCACAGCACGUGAUGACGGUGAUAACGAAUUGUUGUUGUUGUUGUUUUUUUUUAAAUUCAUAUGUAAAAGCACAACAUAUAUUAAUUAAUACUAUGUUGUACUUCCACAGUGGGUAUCUGUCUGUCCCUACCAUGGCAUUAUGUUGUCCUAUAGUUUAAGGGUUAAAAGACAUACUGUUGAGAUUCAGGUUGCCUGUAUUACAUAAUGUGUCCCAGAGGAGGAGUACUCAUCUAGGAUCAGGUCCCCCCCCCCCCCCCCCCCCCACAGUCCAUUCAUUAUAGUCUUAACAAAGUUGAUCCGAGAACAGCACUCCUACUCUGGGAGUCUUAAUGAAUACGGUCUCUUCACCCAAACAGAACCCAUUCAUUCAGAGUCCUAUGGAAUAAACAGUAACGGUUAGAACCCAUCCAUCCAGAGUCCUAUGGAAUAAACAGUUAUGAACAGUAACGGUUAGAACCCAUCCAUCCAGAGUCCUAUGGAAUAAACAGUUAUGAACAGUAACGGUUAGAACCCAUCCAUCCAGAGUCCUAUGGAAUAAACUGUUAUGAACAGUAACGGUUAGAACCCAUCCAUUCAGAGUCCUAUGGAGUGAACAGUAAUGGUUAGAACCCAUCCAUCCAGAGUCCUAUGGAAUAAACAGUUAUGAACAGUAACGGUUAGAACCCAUCCAUCCAGAGUCCUAUGGAAUAAACAGUUAUGAACAGUAACGGUUAGAACCCAUCCAUCCAGAGUCCUAUGGAAUAAACAGUUAUGAACAGUAAUGGUUAGAACCCAUCCAUCCAGAGUCCUAUGGAAUAAACAGUUAUGAACAGUUAACGGUUAGAACCCAUCCAUCCAGAGUCCUAUGGAGUGAACAGUAACGGUUAGAACCCAUCCAUCCAGAGUCCUAUGGAAUAAACAGUUAUGAACAGUAACGGUUAGAACCCAUCCAUCCAGAGUCCUAUGGAAUAAACAGUUAUGAACAGUAACGGUUAGAACCCAUCCAUCCAGAGUCCUAUGGAAUAAACAGUUAUGAACAGUAACGGUUAGAACCCAUCCAUCCAGAGUCCUAUGGAAUAAACAGUUAUGAACAGUAACGGUUAGAACCCAUCCAUCCAGAGUCCUAUGGAAUAAACUGUUAUGAACAGUAAUGGUUAGAACCCAUCCAUCCAGGGGCUUGAAUUUAUAGAUCUGUCUAUAGCAAGAUGGCAGGGUGUGUGUGUGUGUGUGAGCGCACUUGCGCGUGUCCCUGUGUGUGUGUGUGAGUCUAAUCUGAAAUACCUCAGUUGUCCUAUCCGGGGGUUUGGCAUCGACUUUCACAUAUUUUAUUUGCAAUAAUAAUAAAUUGUCCUUGUGUUCUGUUGUUGGUUAUAGAUCAGGGGUUCCCAAACGUCCCCCCCCCCCUAUGGGCACAAGCACUGUUCAUGACACAAACUGUUUGACACCCCGCUUGUUGGUAGAGAGAAUUUAGCAGGUUUAAAAGCUUCUCUCCUGCAAUUCUACACAUUGUGUCACGGGGUGCAAGGAAAAUGUUGUCGUUUUUAAUGCUCAUUUUCUUGCAAUUAUUUACACAUUUGAUCACGUCUAAUGUGUAUCCAUGUGAUAUUGGAGUGACUCAAAAACUACAACGAUAUUUAUGGGCUAAAAAAAGUAAGUAAAAAGACUGCCAUGGGCUGAUUGAUCUGGACCUUCCUGACUAGUUAUAAAUAUCUCUCUAAAUGUGAACAAUGACUAACAUGACAAGAGGAGCUGAUGAUGUCAUACCCCCAUUUAGAAAUGUCACCUUGUACAUUCUACUAUUAUCACUUUCAGGAGGAGUAAGUUUAAAGCUGGACUGAGUUCCUUAAAAAAAAAUAUAUAUAUAUAUACGUAUAUAUAUAUAUUUUAAAUGGAGAGGGGAGGACCACCUGCUGCCGCUGCGGGGGGGCGGGCGGGCGGGGGGGGGCGCCCCGCCUCACAGUUUGGGAACCGCCUCACAGUUUGGGAACCGCCCCACAGUUUGGGAACCGCCCCACAGUUUGGGAACCGCUGGUAUAGACGACCACCUAUUGUUUCAAUCAAUCAGCUGUGUUUCAGUACAAUGUCUAUAUGGGGUACAUGUCAAUGAAGCCAAAUGGUACUUAUGUCAGUGUCCUAGUUUGCCCUACAUUGCAAUAACAACGAUAGAGACCUUUGAAAAUUGGACCAUCCAAACCUUUAUUCAAAGAAAGCACUGUUGUGAUAUUUAAAAAAGGCAAGAAACAAUGCUUAACCUACUGUACCAGUGAGUGGAUGAGUUGUUGUGCAGCACCAAUACCUACCACUGAGUGGAUGAGGUGAUGUGCAGCACCAAUACCUACCACUGAGUGGAUGAGGUGAUGUGCAGCACCAAUACCUACCACUGAGUGGAUGAGGUGUUGUGCAGCACCAAUACCUACCACUGAGUGGAUGAGGUGUUGUGCAGCACCAAUACCUACCAGUGAGUGGAUGAGGUGAUGUGCAGCACCAAUACCUACCACUGAGUGGAUGAGGUGUUGUGCAGCACCAAUACCUACCAGUGAGUGGAUGAGGUGUUGUGCAGCACCAAUACCUACCAGUGAGUGGAUGAGGUGUCGUGCAGCACCAAUACCUACCACUGAGUGGAUGAGGUGUCGUGCAGCACCAAUACCUACCACUGAGUGGAUGAGGUGAUGUGCAUCACCAAUACCUACCAGUGAGUGGAUGAGGUGAUGUGCAGCACCAAUACCUACCAGUGAGUGGAUGAGGUGUUGUGCAGCACCAAUACCUACCACUGAGUGGAUGAGGUGAUGUGCAGCACCAAUACCUACCACUGAGUGGAUGAGGUGUCGUGCAGCACCAAUACCUACCACUGAGUGGAUGAGGUGAUGUGCAGCACCAAUACCUACCACUGAGUGGAUGAGGUGUUGUGCAGCACCAAUACCUACCAGUGAGUGGAUGAGGUGUUGUGCAGCACCAAUACCUACCAGUGAGUGGAUGAGGUGUCGUGCAGCACCAAUACCUACCACUGAGUGGAUGAGGUGUCGUGCAGCACCAAUACCUACCACUGAGUGGAUGAGGUGAUGUGCAUCACCAAUACCUACCAGUGAGUGGAUGAGGUGAUGUGCAGCACCAAUACCUACCAGUGAGUGGAUGAGGUGUUGUGCAGCACCAAUACCUACCACUGAGUGGAUGAGGUGAUGUGCAGCACCAAUACCUACCACUGAGUGGAUGAGGUGUCGUGCAGCACCAAUACCUACCACUGAGUGGAUGAGGUUAUGUGCAGCACCAAUACCUACCACUGAGUGGAUGAGGUGUCGUGCAGCACCAAUACCUACCACUGAGUGGAUGAGGUGUCGUGCAGCACCAAUACCUACCACUGAGUGGAUGAGGUUAUGUGCAGAGUUAGUUUUUUUUGUCUUACCUUGUGAGAGGUAGUGUGUGGUUCAUAUAGCCCAUGCAGUGGGAUGUGUUCAUCAUAUCUUAAACAAUUAUAAUAACAAUCAUUUAUACCCGU
Messenger RNA from Oncorhynchus mykiss (rainbow trout), 9350 nucleotides. The record is from RefSeq and is a predicted model, not a curated record. Lineage: Eukaryota; Metazoa; Chordata; Actinopteri; Salmoniformes; Salmonidae.